Molecule: messenger RNA, 1148 nt
Organism: Drosophila simulans
Lineage: Eukaryota; Metazoa; Arthropoda; Insecta; Diptera; Drosophilidae
Product: parkin coregulated gene protein homolog
Exons: 4
Coding region: 214-1014 (266 amino acids)
Molecular function (GO): Hsp70 protein binding; Hsp90 protein binding
Source: RefSeq, a predicted model, not a curated record
CUGCUGUCGAGCUGGGAAUAUUUGUAUCAGUUUUCAUUGGCACUUGUUCGCAGUAGCCCAUUCAAAAAACAUCAGUGAAUAUUUUCUACAGCCAAACUAAAAAUCUAAUCUUCCAGACUUGCCUAUUACAGACUUUGAAACUGAGGCUUCGCCCGCAUCUUGGUUUUUACAUUUCUUUUUUUAGACAUUAACUAAUUUCAGUUCUACUACAAAAUGUGCACCAAGACAAACGAACGUGCCACACGACUUCAUGAACCUGGAAGGGUUUGCAGGGAGUUGUUGUACCUCAGGUCGAAGGUGCCAGUGCGUGAAGUUCCCGCCUUCACUUUUCAGGCACUGCAGCCUAAUACUGUGGUGAAACCUCCUCCAAAGAUCGACAUCUUCAAGCGAAAGCCAGUGAAGGAGACCGUGUUCAAGAUCUACUUCAAUCGCGGCGACAUUCCGUGUGUGAUGUCCGGCAGGAGCAGCAAACAGGACCCGACCAAGGAGCGUCCGGUGAAGUGGCACUGUGUGCCGGAGAAUCUCGACUACUGCUACUAUCUACCCAUCUUCGUGGACGGACUGGCGGACAUGGACUACGACACCCGGUUGCUAGCGGUCAACGGAGCCAUCGACCUCAUCAUGCGGUCCCCCAAAAAGGUGCUACCCGUGCUGCCCAAGUUGAUCCUUCCACUGAAACGGGCCUUCCAGACGCGCGACAAGCGGAUCAUCAUCUCCGCCCUCCAAGUCAUCCAGCUGAUGGUCCGAUUGGGUCCCUGCGUGGGUCAGGCCCUGGUGCCCUUCUACCGCCAAUUGCUGGCCGUGUGCAACCUUUACAAGAACAUCAACGUGAAUCUGGGAGAGGGUAUUGAUCCCGAUCGGAACUGCCGCAUCGGCGACGUCAUCGAGGACACCCUGAAGCUGCUGGAGUACUGCGGAGGCCCCAACGCCUUCAUCAACAUCAAAUACAUGGUGCCCACCUACGAGAGCAGCGUUUUCCCCAAGUGCGAGGCGCCCGAGCCCCGGGAAGCCUAACAUUUCCGCUUCCAAUUCGCUUUUCUUCGGCCUUCGGCCUUCAGUUAACGAGAAUUUGCGAACGAGUUUUAAACGCCAAAUCGCAGUUUGUGAAUCUUCAAAUCAGGGAUGAGUAAAGCCAAAAUUAAUCAUUA